AUGGCUAUGAGGCUUUUGCUUUCUCUUUUCGUCGGCCUGGUGCCGCUCCUGGUCGCAGACGUCUGUGACACAGGAGAUGUUGCUUGCGCCGCUCGCGCGGGAGCCUUGCUGCAGCGCAAGUCCCGUCAGCAACAAGCGCCUGUUUCCACAGGGGAGGAGAGCCUCUAUGGAUCGGGUUCCAUGAUGAUCGAAGGCAAGUUUCACUACGUCUAUGAUCCCCAGCAGUACUUGGGCAAGUCGGAGGACGAGUUGUUGCGCGCCCAGGAGGCCAUACAGGAGGCCCUGGCAGAAUCGGUGGGCUUCGGCCUCGUUGCUGCGGAGAUCCAGGUCAGCUUUGAUCUCGCGGCCGCUUUGGCCCAGGUGAGCAACGCGACGCCGACGACGCUGGACAUGGUCUGCACCUUCACCUUCCCCUGCCCCGCCGGGGCGACGCCCGAAGAGGUGACGGCGUCCAUGAGGACGAUUACCACCCGAAGCUUCCUCUCCAUCCUUGCGCCCAAACUCGCGGGCUUGGGGCAUGAGCCCUUUGCCUUUACCGCCACCGCCUUCAUGGGAGCGGCCGUCGUGACGACGGCCAGCCCGAGCCCCAAGAACUCCACUACCAGCUUCAUCCCCAUUGCCAGCACUUUCCCACCACCCACAACCACAGAGGCACCCAAGAUGGAUUUCCAUCCCUGCAAGUCUCUGGAGGACUACAUGCCGGAGGCAAAGAUGAGCGAAUACGGCUGGUGCAACGUGGAGGGGAAGACGACCCCCUCGGAAUCCGAAUGCCUUGCAGCAAAUUGCAGUGCACAUGGCUAUCCCGAUCAUCCUCAUUGCCACUGUGCGACGGAAGAAGGGUGUGCAUUGAUCGGCAGCACCUGGAAGUAUCACCUCUGCAAGGAAGAGAUGCGAAUGUACCAGCAGGGCGAGAUUUACACUCUGUGGGAGGAGGCCAAAGCAUUGGGUACCUGCAACGGUGUCGUCACCAGCUGGCACUCGACGCUCCCAGAGUCCAUGGACUGGCCGGCCCGGAAGUGCUGCGCUUCCUGGCCUCAGACGUUUUGUGAUCCCGCGGACACACUCGCGACUCCUUGCAAGGACGCAAGUGAUUUUCUCGCCGACCACGUUACAGACGACGGUGUAACUUGCAUGGACUGGCUGCAACAGUGGUGGUCCGAGUACUGGGCGUUGAAGAAUGCAUCGGCUGCAGGAAGCUGCAGCGGCAUGAACCUGCCGUGGGGCGAGUCGCUGCAGGACUGGGUGACGCACCCUGCAAAGCAAUGCUGUGCCUCCUUCCCUGCGACGAUCUGCGACAAGGAUGCCAAAUUCAUGACACCGUGCAACGUCGCCGCUGACUUCAUGCCAGAGCAGGAGUUGUACAGCUACUGCGACUUAGAGCCGAAGCUGGACAACGUGACCUGCGAAGCCACCACCGGCUGCACCUACUACCAGUCUGGCCGCCAUCCGUGCUGCUUUGUCAGUUGCUCCUGCCGCUGCCGCUGCCAUCGCUGCGCUGUUGCAGUUGUGCUGCUAGUGUUGGUGUUGCUGCUGUUGUUGGUGGUGCUGAUGAUGGUGAUGGUUGGGAUGAUGGUGGUGGUGGUGUUGGUGGCGCCGGCGGGGUUCGUGGUGGUGGUGGCGGUGGCGGUGGUGGUGUUGGUGUUGGUGCUGUUGUUGGUGGUGCUGAUGAUGGUGGUGGUUGGGAUGAUGGUGGUGUUGGUGGCGCCGGCGGGGUUCGUGGUUUCGUUUUCGUUUUACUCGCCGCCAAGGGUGUCCAGGCUGUGCGCUCCCACGAGCGCCGACGGCGCCAUCGCCGCUGUGAGCGAUCAGAUUCUUGCCGUCUCCGGGGGCUCGGAAGAGGCCACUAUGGGUGCGAGGUCCGAGAGGGACGUGGUUGGCUUCCCUACUCUGCAUCGCGUGCAUCUAUUUGAAUGUCAGCGUGCUGGUGUCUCCACCUCCAGGGAAAGACCUCGGCAAACCCCUGGCGCUGCAUCCAGCGCCGGAGCAGCGUGA
Molecule: messenger RNA, 1992 nt
Organism: Symbiodinium necroappetens
Lineage: Eukaryota; Dinophyceae; Suessiales; Symbiodiniaceae
Source: the annotation of a GenBank genome assembly